This is a messenger RNA of Phyllostomus hastatus (greater spear-nosed bat), 2599 nucleotides long. RefSeq names its product DNA dC->dU-editing enzyme APOBEC-3D-like. Gene Ontology annotation, molecular function: cytidine deaminase activity; RNA binding; zinc ion binding. Gene Ontology annotation, cellular component: nucleus; cytoplasm; P-body. NCBI's taxonomy places the organism in Eukaryota, Metazoa, Chordata, Mammalia, Chiroptera, Phyllostomidae. Gene Ontology annotation, biological process: cytidine to uridine editing; negative regulation of single stranded viral RNA replication via double stranded DNA intermediate; defense response to virus. The record is from RefSeq and is a predicted model, not a curated record.
CUGUGCCCAGCAGGGGAGGAGCUGUGCCAGGAGGCAGGGCACAGGAGGCGGGGAAGGUGGGUCAGAACCACAGGAGGCCCCCAGCCCAGGGCCCCCCCACCCUGCAGCCCAUGCAGGGGGAGGUGGGGCCUCAGCUGAGAGGGCGGAAGACCUCAGACAAGGGACUUUCCUGAAGCAGGAGCCCUCUGAGCAGAAAGGCAGAGCCAGCGCUGGGGGCAGAUACCAGCAGAGAAACAGCCCAGCAGGAGGUCGACAUCAUGGAGCCCUGGCCCAGGAACCCGAUGCAGAAAUUAUAUGCAGACUAUUUCGACUUUCACUUCACAAACGAGCUCACCCCGAAAGGUCGAAAUGGCUGCUACAUCUGCUAUGAAGUGCCGGGAAACCACUCAACUAUCCCCUUGGCCAGAGGGGUCUUUGAAAACCAGUUCUAUCCAAAGACAAGAGUCCACGCAGAAAUCUGCUUCCUGAACUGGUUCAAGGAGUCACUGGAGAAGACCCUGGGCCCUGGGGAACAAUACGACAUCACCUGGUAUAUGUCCUGGAGCCCCUGUGUGGAGUGUGCAAAGCAGGUGGCCGAGUUCCUGAACACGCACAAGCAUGUGCGGCUGCGCAUGACUUUCUCACGCCUCUACUACGGCAAUAAGCAGGAAUACCGGCAGGGGCUUCGUAGUCUGGCUGGCGCAGGGGCCGAGGUGGCCGUAAUGUCUCCAGAGGUAUUUGAAUACUGUUGGGACAACUUUGUGGACAACGGAGGAAUGUCCUUCAGGUAUUGGAAGGGUAUCCGUCGAAAUUAUUAUGCUCAAGAUGAGAAACUUCAUGAAUUUGUCUAUAACCCAAUUCAGAAGUUGUAUGUGAACUAUUUCAACUUUCACUUCUCAAACGAGCCCACCCCCAAAGGUCGAAAUGGCUGCUACAUCUGCUACGAAGUGCAAGGAAACCAUUCAACUGUCCCUUUGGCCAGAGGAGUCUUUGUAAACCAGUUCUAUCCAAAGACAAGAGUCCAUGCAGAAAUCUGCUUCCUGAACUGGUUCAAGGAGUCACCCUUGGAGAAGACCCCGGGCCCUGGGGAACAAUACGACAUCACCUGGUACAUGUCCUGGAGCCCCUGUGUGGAGUGUGCAAAGCAGGUGGCCGAGUUCCUGCACACGCACAAGCAUGUGCGGCUGCGCAUGACUUUCUCACGCCUCUACUACGGCAAUAAGCAGGAAUACCGGCAGGGGCUUCGUAGUCUGGCCGGCGCAGGAGCUGAGCUUGCAGUGAUGUCUCCCGAGGAUUUUGAAUACUGUUGGGACAACUUUGUGGACAACGGCGGAAUGUCCUUCUGGUAUUGGAAGGGUAUCCGUCGAAAUUAUUAUGCUCUGGAUUACAAGCUUAAAGCAAUCCUCUGCAAACCAAUGGAAACAUUGCUUCCCAACACCUACAUCCUUAACUUCCACAACCUGCUACCUGCCCCUGUGCAGAACAACACCUACAUCUGCUUCCAGGUGGAAGAAAGAAAGUACAACUCUCCCAACGCCUACUACUGGGGGGUCUUUCGAAACCAGCCCUCCCACCUUCAUCACCUCUACCCAGAGGAACCAGUCCAUGCAGAACAGCGUUUCCUCUCUUGGUUCUAUGACACACUUCUGUCUCCUCAUGCGGAUUACCGUGUCACCUGGUACAUGUCCUGGAGCCCCUGCUUCGAGUGUGCAGAGGAGGUGGUCAGCUUCCUGGGGGAGUGCGAGAACGUCAGCCUGAGCAUCUCCACCUCCCGCCUGUACAAGUGUGAUGACCAGGACCGGCAGGAGGGUCUUCGACUACUGGACCAGGCAGGGAUCGAGGUGGCUGUGAUGUCUCCCGAGGAUUUUGAAUACUGUUGGGACAACUUUGUGGACAACGGCGGAAUAGCCUUCUGCUAUUGGAAGGGUAUCCGUCGAAAUUAUUAUGAUUUGGUUGAGAAGCUUCAUGAAAUCGUCUGCAAACCAAUGGACACAUUACCUCCCAACACCUACAUCCUUAACUUCCACAACCUGCUACUUGCCCCUGUGCAGAACACCUACAUCUGCUUCCAGGUGGAAGAAAGAAAGUACAACUCUCCCAACGCCUACUACUGGGGGGUCUUUCGAAACCAGCCCUCCCACCUUCAGCACGUCUACCCGGAGGAGCCUCUCCACGCAGAACAGCGUUUCCUCUCUUGGUUCUAUGACACACUUCUGUCUCCUCAUGCGGAUUACUGUGUCACCUGGUACAUGUCCUGGAGCCUCUGCUUCGAGUGUGCAGAGGAGGUGGUCAGCUUCCUGGGGGAGCACGAGAACGUCAGCCUGAGCAUCUUUGCCUCCCGCCUGUACAAGUGUGAUGACCAGGACCAGCAGGAGGGGCUUCGACUACUGGACCAGGCGGGGAUCGAGGUGGCUGUGAUGUCUCCCGAGGAUUUUGAAUACUGUUGGGACAACUUUGUGGACAACGGAGGAAUGUCCUGCAGGUACUGGAAGGUUUUUCGUCGAAAUUAUUAUGAUUUGGUUGAGAAGCUUCAUGAAAUCGUCUGAUCCGCGAGUUCCCCUCCUCUUCACCGAAGCCGAGAAUCAUGCUGCCUGGAGUAAAGCUGCCGUCUUUAGAAGUC